Messenger RNA from Gossypium raimondii (Peruvian cotton), 345 nucleotides. Its product is annotated as brassinosteroid-responsive RING protein 1-like. Lineage: Eukaryota; Viridiplantae; Streptophyta; Magnoliopsida; Malvales; Malvaceae. Bases 1 to 345 code for a protein of 114 amino acids. The record is from RefSeq and is a predicted model, not a curated record. The transcript has a single exon.
AUGGGUUUCGUUUUCCCUGUCUGUUACCCAGAUCAUCUUCUUCCAAGAUCACUCUUGCACGCACUUUCUCUUAUUGUUUACAUUCGCUAUUUCAUUUCCACUCUCUUCCUCUGUUUGGGUCUCCCAGAUUUCCUCCAACCCGGCAUUGACACUCCCGUAACCCACCACCACGACUCUUCCAUCUCCGCCUUAUCGUUUCCCACGCACUGCCGCGUCCCCGUAUCCCAUCUCCUCAUCAGUGAAUUCCUACCCGUUGUCAAGUUCUCUGACCUCGUCCAUCCCCCAGACAGCUGCGCCGUUUGUUUGUACGAUUUCGAAAGGCGAUAUGAAAUUGAUAUUAUAUGA